AUGACUCUCUCCUCUCUUCUCCGCACGGGGUCCCGCUUCAGCCAAAUCGCGGUUCUCAGGUCCAGAACAUCGUCACGACGUGCUUCGACAGUUGCUACCACAGAGAAUUCUGCCAUCUUAUCUUCAAUAUUAAUUGCCAACCGCGGCGAAAUUGCUUUACGAGUUGGCCGAACAGCAACUCAACACGGUAUCAAGGUCACGACACUCUACACAAACCCCGAUAGCAAAGCACAGCACGCUUUGAGUAGUCCCUAUGCGUUCAAUCUUGGUGAAACAGCUGCCUAUCUGGACGGGGACCGGAUAAUAGAAAUCGCUAAACGCGAAGGUUGCCAGGGGAUUCAUCCGGGUUAUGGAUUUUUAAGUGAGAACUCAGAGUUUGCGCAGAAAUGCGCCAAUGCGGGAUUGGUCUUUAUUGGACCGCCGUGGAAGGCUAUUGAAGAUAUGGGCGACAAAAGCCGAUCUAAAAAAAUAAUGACCGCUGCUGGAGUUCCUUGCGUCCCCGGGUACCACGGCACCAAUCAAGACCCCCUAUUUCUAGAAUCCGAGGCAGACAAGAUGCAAUACCCCGUCCUAAUCAAAGCGGUCAAAGGAGGCGGCGGAAAAGGCAUGCGGAUCGUUAGAUCCAAGACUGAAUUUCAAGAUCAACUACGAUCUGCCAAGAUGGAGGCGUUAAAUUCCUUUGGGAAUGAUCACAUGCUGGUGGAGAAGUAUAUCACUACCCCACGACAUAUUGAAGUACAGGUGUUUGCGGAUAAGCAUGGGAACUGUGUGGCGCUCGGGGAGCGGGAUUGUAGUAUUCAAAGACGACAUCAGAAGAUUUUGGAGGAGUCGCCCGCUCCGCAUCUUCCGGAUAGUGUGAGGAAGGAUCUCUGGGAGAAAGCUAGGGCUGCUGCGUUGGCGGUUGGAUACGAAGGUGCAGGCACGGUUGAGUUUAUCUUUGAUAAUGAUACGGGGAAUUUCUACUUUAUGGAGAUGAAUACUCGCCUUCAAGUUGAGCAUCCAGUGACAGAAAUGGUGACGGGACAAGACUUGGUGCAUUGGCAGAUCUUGGUCGCUGAGGGGGCACCUCUUCCUCUGACGCAGGACGAGAUUGAAGCUAACAUUGCCGUCCGCGGACAUGCCAUUGAAGCUCGAAUCUACGCCGAAAAUCCCGAUCAAGGGUUUAUACCGGACUCUGGUCGACUACUCCAUGUUCGACUGCCUACAGAGACGGAGGACGUCCGAAUCGACGCGGGUUUUGUCGCGGGCGACGAAGUAUCCGCGCAUUACGAUCCGAUGAUUUCGAAACUGAUUGUCCGGGGAGCUAAUCGCGCGGAAGCUCUGCGCACUCUUUCCAAGGCGUUGGAAGAAUAUGAAAUCGCGGGACCGAUUACGAACAUUGAGUUCUUGAAAGCGGUUUGCAAGAGCGCAGAUUUUGUGUCUGGUGCGGUUGAGACGGGGUAUAUCGAGAAACAUCGUGAGGAAUUGUUUAUCAAGGAAUCGGCGUCGGACGAGGUUCUAGCGCAGGUCGCUCUAGCGGUGUUCAUGACGUCAUCCGGCCUAAGAGGAUCGCAGCUCGGAUUCAGUCCCGGCUUCCAACAACGUCAAUUCAGCUUUACAGAGGCUACAGGUACCGCACCUGCGCACGAAGUUCAGGUCCGACAGCUCAGCGGCGACAGUUUCGAAGUAACCGUCAACGGACGAACCUUCUCGAAUGUAACGAGUCAUGUCAAGUCUCCUGAGAUUACGUCGUUUUUCCCCCACACACGACUCGACACCAGAGUAAUCCAGGACGAGGACACGAUCAUCGCCUUUCAACGUGGGCAACAAUACCGCUUUUUUGCGUCUCGCGGCAAAUGGAUGGAGAAAGCUCUGGGCAUCAAGGACGUCGCGAACAGCGUCUUGGCACCAAUGCCGUGCAAGAUCCUCAGCGUGGAGGUCAGUGAGGGCCAGGCGGUGGAGAAGGAUCAGCCGCUGGUGGUGAUUGAGAGUAUGAAGAUGGAGACGGUUAUCCGCAGUCCGCAUAACGGGACGAUUGCGAGGAUUGUGCACCGACGAGGGGACCAAUGCAAGAGUGGAACGCCACUGGUUGAGUUUGUCGGCGACGAUUGAUCUGUUAAUCAUACGAUUGUAUACUACGUAGUAUACGUAUGAGACUUGUUCGUGGGGUUCUUAGGUACAGUCCGGAAAAAGAAAAUACGGUCAUCUGACAGACGGAACAGCAUGCAUCAGAGUAUGCGGAAGAAUUGCCAGAGUUAAGUCACGAAGGGGUUAUCCAGAGCUUGUUCCAGACUACAAUUUCGGCCAGCUUAGUAGAAAGAUGUAUCUGUGACUCAGGCGAUACAUGUACAACAGAGUAAAGCGGUGUGUGCAAUAGAUUUACAUACCUGUAUCUCUCAAUAGAUCCAAUUAGGCCAACAGUACCUCCACGCUCCCCAUCGCAUAGU
Talaromyces stipitatus ATCC 10500 is the source of this 2426-nucleotide messenger RNA. RefSeq names its product 3-methylcrotonyl-CoA carboxylase subunit alpha (MccA), putative. Lineage: Eukaryota; Fungi; Ascomycota; Eurotiomycetes; Eurotiales; Trichocomaceae. Gene Ontology annotation, cellular component: mitochondrion. The transcript is spliced from 5 exons. The record is from RefSeq and is a predicted model, not a curated record. Bases 1 to 2091 code for a protein of 696 amino acids. Gene Ontology annotation, molecular function: metal ion binding; ATP binding; methylcrotonoyl-CoA carboxylase activity.